Messenger RNA from Symbiodinium sp. CCMP2456, 336 nucleotides. The record is from the annotation of a GenBank genome assembly. NCBI's taxonomy places the organism in Eukaryota, Dinophyceae, Suessiales, Symbiodiniaceae.
AUGCCAAAGAGGUUCUAUGACGACUACUCGGACAUGUACCUGAAGAACAGCAGUCUCCAAGGUCGCAAGCAGCACAUGAGUGGACGACGCCACAUCAACAACAAGAUCGAGUACUGGCAGAUGCUGAUCCGAGAGAAGGGCCUGACACCACCGAUCUAUCCUCCUCCUCCCGGAAUGGUCUUGCCGAUGCCAAAGCUGGCGGCAGCAAAUCCAACGGCCCCCGCACUGGCCAAGCUCGGUGGGGUGCCUGGCAUGGCCGGUAUGAUGGGUGGAUUGCCCCUCGGUCGCUUUGGAAAGCAUUUUUGUGAAAUGAAAACAUGGUACUCGGGUGUUUAA